GAUUCCCCCAAAAACCAAUCUUUGAUUUGGGUUUUCUUUCUCCAACUUCAUCUUUUUCCUUUCCCUGCUCAUCAUUCUUUUUUCUUUCUCUUAUUCUUUCUCUCUCUGUCUUCUCCCUUCUUCUUCCUCUCUCAAAACCCAGAUCUGGGUUUUUCUCGGAUUAUGUUGGGUUCUAGACUCUAGUUUGGUGAGAAGGAAAAAUGGCAGGCAAAUUGAGCUGGAAAUAGAGGAUAAAAUUUCACCCUGUAGUUGCGUAGCUCUCUUCUGAGAAUUUCGGGCACUUCAUGGAGGUCGAGUUCUUCGAACUCCAUCUCGAGAUCUUGGAGCUCAACCCUCAACCUCCUAUUCUCCAUCAAAUAUUUGUAGUAGGUUCACCUCCAAUUUACCUCAGUCUGCUUCAGCUCCGACCGAUCUGAGGCUGCUUGCUUGGAUGCUGGAGAAUCGUGCUUCUAGAGAAGCUCAUAAAGCUUUUCGAGCUCCUUAAUGCUUAUGGAAAUUGUGGGUUCAGACUGCAGGAGUUAUUUUUUUAUCUUUAUUAAGUUUCUUCUUCUUCUGGCCUUUCAUUGCCUCUAUUCUUUUCAGUUUCGGGCAAUUUGUGCUUAUUCAUGGAAAUUAAAUGUUCAUGGUGAUC
Rubroshorea leprosula is the source of this 631-nucleotide messenger RNA. NCBI's taxonomy places the organism in Eukaryota, Viridiplantae, Streptophyta, Magnoliopsida, Malvales, Dipterocarpaceae. The record is from the annotation of a GenBank genome assembly.